Messenger RNA from Danio rerio (zebrafish), 3925 nucleotides. The record is from RefSeq and is a predicted model, not a curated record. NCBI's taxonomy places the organism in Eukaryota, Metazoa, Chordata, Actinopteri, Cypriniformes, Danionidae.
ACCUCUGUGACGACAUCACUGAGCAUGCGCAGUGGAGUCAAGACUGUCCAGCGCUUCCUAAACACGGAUUCAAACACUUGCGGAUGCUGAUUGUCAGCUGUCAGAUGCUGCAUGGCGUCCUCCUCUGAGGUGAACGUCCACAUGGAGGAGGUGGUGGUGGUUACGACUCCUGACAACAUAUCACAGGCUUCAUCCCCAAAUGAGGAGAAAAAUAUACUGGUGGCCACAGACCUGGAAGAUUCUGAGGAAAACAUUGUGGAGCAAAGCAUGGAGUCCGAGGCUGAGUCUAGUGGCGCUAUCACCCUGCCUAAGGACACAGUUUUAGUGAAAAUAUCUGACGAUACAGAUGUAGAGGGCGAUAUUCUCUACCCAAUAACCUGUGGAGACAGCAAAGCCAACCUCGUGUGGAAGAAGUUUGUGUGUCCUGGAAUCAACAUCAAAUGUGUGCAGCUGAACGAGCAUCUCAUCAGUCCAAAGGAGUUUGUUUACAUCGCAGGAAAGUCCACACUGAAGGACUGGAAGAGAGCCAUUCGCCUCAAUGGGACCAUGCUGAGGAAGAUCAUGGAUUCGGGCGAGCUGGACUUUUAUCAGCACUCCAGACUGUGUUCAAACACCUGCCGCAGUACUAAGAUUGACCUGGUGGGGUCUCGGGGGUCCCUGAGCAGCCAGCAGUCCACAGAAACAGCUCCUGCGACCCCUGCUUCUACUGACGUGAACGGAUCAUCAUCUUCAUUCUCCACAGAUGUUGAAGACAGCACUGAAUGGGUCACAGCUAUCGGAGAGGACACCAUGACAUUCUGGAGAGGAUUGAAGGAUGCUGGGAUGCUGGAGGACGUGAUGGAGGACCUGCAGAAAGAGAUACAGGAGAUUCUCAAAGGCCUUGAGGAGCGAAUCCAGGACCCUCCCCUGCAGGUCAAAGAUGCUGCUCUCCUCAACAAUAUCGUUCAGAACUUUGGCAUGUUGGAUCUGGUGAAGAAAGUUUUGGCCAGUCACAAAAGUCAGAUGGACCGCUGCAGAGAGCAGUACACUCGCAGCUUAGUGGCCCUAGAGCAACAGUGUGAUGAGCAUCGCAAGCGUGCUAAAGAGCUGAAGAGUAAAUCGCAGCACCUCAACAACGUCCUGAUGACCUUGACCCCCGUGACCUCUCCACCCACCACCAAACGUCCCCGUCUGACCCGCGCCGUCUCCGGUCCCGCCACUGUCGCCAGUACACCCGCCCAACCCGCGCACUUCACCCUUCCCAUCACACAACUCACUGGCUUCCCGCUGGAAAAAGUGUUGUCGCCGCAGACUCAGUCUCCUCUGAUUAGCGGAUAUACAUUGCUUACAUCACCAGGAGAAAUCCAGCAGGACGGCUCCAAUUUGGCCAUGUUGAGCACCGCUGGCCCUGGCGGACCCACUAUUGUCAAAGUGGUCAGUCCAUUUCAGCUGGUCACAUUGCCCACAGCCGGAGGUGGAGCUACGGUGCAGAAUUUGGCAGCCCCCGUAGGAGGCGCUGCAGGUAACACUGUUGUAGCAGUGCCGGUUAGUGCUAUCAAUACCGUAAACACUGCCACUGUGGAGACAGUCGGACCACAGGCUGAAAACGCUUCAGAUGCAAAAGACGACCAGGAGUAAAAACGUUUUGAAUUUAGCAUAAUGAUGUAGUUUGUAAACAGAUUUUUUUUUGUUUUAUUUGAAUUGUUGCAUUUGAUUUAAUUGUAUUGUAAAAGUUCAAUAACAUAAACUCUGCCACUGUGGAGUCUGUCGAACGGCAGGCAGAAAACACUUCAGAAGUGGAAGUAAAACCGAAAGUGAAACCGUUACGAAUUUAGCGAAUUUAGCGAAUAUGAUGUCAUUUUUGCAGUUUUAUUUGAAUUGCUUCAGAAGCGAAAGACAAGCAGAAAGAGUUAAACUGUUUCCAAUUUAGUGCAACAUAAAUGUAUGAUAUAUUUUGAAUUGUUGCUUUGCAUUUGAAUGAAUUGUAAUUGUAUUGUAAAAGUUCAAUACCGCCAUCGCUGCCACUUUGCAGACUGUUGGCCCGCAGGCAGAAAACGCGUCAGAUGCAAAAGACAAGGAGUAAAACCAUUACGAAUUUAGCAAAUAUGAUGUAAUUUGUUUUGCAGUUUUAUUUUAAUUGCUUCAGAAGCAACCAUGACAACCUAAAGGAGUAAAACUGUUAUGAAUUUAGCGAAUUUAAAAAAUUUUAUGUAAUUAGGAAACAUAUUUUUUGGAGUAUUAUUUGACACGUUGUAUUGGAUUUAAUUGAAAUUGUAUUGUAAAAGUUAAAAAACGCAAACUCUGCCACUGUGGAGACAGUCGGACAACAGGCUGAAAACGCUACAUAUUGGAAAGUAAAACCAUUACGAAUUUAGUGUAGGAUCAAAGUAUGAUGUAAUUUGUAAACAUAAUUUUUUUGGAAUAUUAUUUGACUCGUUGUAUUUGAUUUAAUUGUAUUGUAAAAGUUCAAUAACGUAAACAGUGGCACUGUGGAGACAAAAAACGUUUCAGAAGCGAAAGUAAAACUAUGACAAAUGAGAUGUAAAUUGUAAGCGUAAUUUGUUUUGCAGUUUUUUUUUAAUAGCUUUUAGAAGCAGAAGACAACCAAGAGUAAAACCAUUUCGAAUUUAGAGCAGCAUCAAAAUGUGCUAUCAUUUUGUUUGCAGUUUUUUUUUUUUUUUUUGCAUUGCAUUUGAUUUAAUUGUAAUUGUAUUCUAAAAGUUCAAUACCGUAAUCACUGCCUCUGUGGAGACAGUCGGCCCGCAAGCAGAAAAUGCUUCAAAUGUGAAAGAUGUGUGUAAAACUGUUACGAAUUUAGCGCAGCAUCAAUGUAUGACGUCUUUGUAAAUAUAUAUUUUUUGCAGUUUUAUUUGAAUUGCUUCAGAAUUGAAAGAUGAGCAGCGGUAUAAAGCGAAUUUCGAAUAUAGCGCAUCAUUAAAAUAUGAUGUCAUUUGUAAAGUUUUUUUUUGCAGUCUUAUUUGAAUUGCUUUAGAAGCGAAAUACGACCAGAAAGAGUAAAACUGUUUUGAAUUUAGCGCAGCAUCAAAGUAUGAUGUAAUUUGUAAACACUUUUUUUGGAGUAUUAUUUGAAUUGUUGCAUUCGAUUUAAUUUUAAUUGUAUUGUAAAAGUUCAAUACCGUAAAUUCUGCCACUGUGGAGACAGAUCACAGGCAGAAAAAGCUUCAGAAGCGAAAGUAAAACUUACGAAUUUAGCGCAUCAUCAAAAUAUGAAAUAAUUUGUAAACACACACACACACUAUAUAUGUAUAUUGCAGUUUUAUUUAAAUUGCUUCAGAAUAAAAAAAUGACCAGGAGUAAAACAGUUUCAAAUUUAGCGCAACAUCAAAGUAUGAUGUUUUUUCUAAACAUUUAUUUUAUUUGUUUGCAAUUUUGUUUGAAUUGCUUCAGAAUCGAAAGGCGCCCAGGAGUAAAACCGUUUCGAAUUUAGCGCAGCUUCAAAGUAUGAUGUUACAUUUAAUUAAAUUGUAACUGCAUUGUAAAAGUCGGACCGCAGACAGAAAAUGCUUCAGAAGCAAAGACGACCAGGAGUAACACCAUUUCGAAUUUAGCGCAACAUCAAAGUAUGAUGUCAGUUGUAAACAUAAUUGUUUUGCAGUUUUAUUUUUAAUUCUUGCAUUGCAUUUGUUUCAAUUGUAAUUUGAUUACAAUGUGGUGAAACAUAUGCUAACUUAUGUUUUAUACGUAAUGUGUCAAGUCAGUGAACUUUUUUUUUGUUGACCAGAGUGUGUAAUUUGUAGCUAUGAAGUCUUUUGGAUAUAAUACUCACACUUUAAUUUAUGCUGUUCUCAAUAAACUGCAUUUUUUAACAGUGAUGAAUUUCUGAAAGUACUAAAAAAAUAAAUGACUGUAUUUGUGAUCUUUUAUUUAAAAUGGAUUAACUUGGACUAUCUUGUCUGGCAAAAUAAGCACGAGCAGCAUAGUUCAA